AUGAGCCCUGCUCGUCUUCGAUCCCAAUGUCUCCCAGACGGCUCGAGAAGCUCUUAUAUGCAAGUAACUAUCGAUGGAGCCCUGGUUGGCAAUGCUUUUGCCUGCCGCUGGAAACAUGCGGGACGUCAGGUUUGCUGGGUCACUCAGCUGGUUGUUCACAGCGACUAUCGGCAACGACAAAUAGCAACCACGCUGCUACUGCACAUGAUCGACCCUGAGGACGAUGCGCUCGGUAUCAUGAGUUCCCACCCAGCGGCGUGCAAAGCUCUUGCCAAAGCUGUCGGAGACAUCCGCUUUGCCGACGUCGCCUUGGAUUUUGCCCAAGCUCAUGCAGCCGGUGUGAUGGCAGUCUCGCCAAUCGAAUAUAUCCAAGCAGCGAAGCUUCGCGGUUCUCUGUUCGAUUCAUGCAACACCGAUGACAUGGUAUCAUGUGUUGAUUCUGGAUUUUACGUUGACCACGACGAGCCUCUCCAAGCACUUGCAUGGUUCAAGGCAAAUGGUACUUGGCCUCUCGGUGAUUUGCCUGAUGGUCAUGAAUUCUUUUUCUUGGUGGAAAGAUCGGCGCGAAGACGUCCACGGCCUACUUCGACACAGCGCGGAAAGGGGAGUAAGGAAUGAACGGAGGCUUUCCUCAAAUCCAGGCCUUGAGUCCAUAUUUAAAGCAUUGUAUGCUACAUCCUUCGCCUGAUCGGAUCACAGACAUAGGUACCAAGACCAGAUAUCAGACAUGAUUUCACAAGC
This is a messenger RNA of Verticillium alfalfae VaMs.102, 741 nucleotides long. RefSeq lists its product as hypothetical. The transcript has 2 exons. Gene Ontology annotation, molecular function: acyltransferase activity, transferring groups other than amino-acyl groups. The coding region runs from base 1 to 618 and encodes 205 amino acids. The record is from RefSeq and is a predicted model, not a curated record. NCBI's taxonomy places the organism in Eukaryota, Fungi, Ascomycota, Sordariomycetes, Glomerellales, Plectosphaerellaceae.